Messenger RNA from Oncorhynchus mykiss (rainbow trout), 1881 nucleotides. RefSeq names its product tumor necrosis factor alpha-induced protein 8-like protein 2. NCBI's taxonomy places the organism in Eukaryota, Metazoa, Chordata, Actinopteri, Salmoniformes, Salmonidae. Gene Ontology annotation, cellular component: cytoplasm. Gene Ontology annotation, biological process: regulation of apoptotic process. The record is from RefSeq and is a predicted model, not a curated record.
GGGUUUUCACUUGUCAGGACAAGCAGAGGCCCACUGUCAGCAGAUAGAGAGAGAGAGGGGAACAUAGUGGAUGAGUGAGAGAAACAAAAAGAAACAGGGAGACUGAUAAAGUAUGAAGAGGGAUGAAAGCAAGAGAGAGAUACUGUAGUUUGAAGUUGAAGUUUUCAUUUGAAUUUUAUAAGGAAAUACAAGAGAGAGAAGGAGAGAGAUAGAAACACUAAGGGGUGUGUCAUAGCAAUUUAGUUCCUCAAGGAAGUACAACUGACAUUUAUCUUGAGAUGGUGGCGAGCAGCACAGAUAGACGCGACACAGAGGGAUUUUCUUUUAUUUUCACCUGAUAAGAUGAAGGGAUUCCAUUAACGAGUGCUCAAUGCUGACAACCUGAGCCACGUGCCGUGGGGACUGAGACGUUUGACACGAAGGAGGGAGGGGACUCUCUCACACACACAGGUAAGGAUGGAGUCAUUCAGCUCCAAGGAUAUGGCCAUGCAGGCCCAGAAGAAGAUCCUCAGCCACAUGGCCAACAAGUCUGUGGUCCAUAUGUUCAUAGACGACACCAGCAGUGAGAUUCUGGAUGAGCUCUACCGUGUUUCCAAAGAGUAUUCAGGCAACCGCUCAGAGGCCCAGAAGGUGGUGAAGGACCUGAUCAAGAUAGCAGUGAAGAUUGGCGUGCUGUUCAGACACAACCGUUUCAGCCCAGAGGAGCUGAGUCUGGCCCAGGACUUCAAGAAGAAGCUACAUCAAGGAGCCAUGACAGCCAUCAGCUUCUAUGAGGUGGAGUUCACCUUUGACAAGACAGUAAUGUCGGAGAUCCUGACAGGUUGCAGAGAUCUGUUGUUGAAGCUAGUCGACUCCCACCUCACGCACAAAUCCCAUGGUCGCAUCAACCACGUAUUCAACCAUUACUCCGAUCCAGAGCUUCUGACCCAGCUGUACAACCCUGAUGGAUCCUUUAAACCCAACCUCACCAAAAUCUGCACCGGCCUCAACCGUCUGCUGGAGGAGGGGACAUUAUGAGAGUGUGAGCAAGUCUAUGAUUGUGAGAGAGACACUGGGAGAUCUGCUUGAAGGGGUCUGCUUAGAACUCAAGAGAGGACUGUGUGUAAGGACAGGAAGUGUCCAUGCUCUAAAUGAGAACUGGCGAGAUUUGUGACCCAAGUUUUACUUGAUGUAGUCACUCACUGAUCUAUUAUUUUCCAAAAAGGGUACUGCCCAAAGUGAAAGAAUAUGAGAAUAUGCAGGAUGAUGUAUAGUUAAUGUCUCCUGAUGAAUUGUGUCUCCAUGAAUGGAGUUGCUGGAAAGUCAGGAUUAGGUUAAGAUUGUGUCAACCACCUGAUUUUAUACAGUGGAAUUUCCGUCCAAGGUUUCACAUACUCAUUUACUAUUCUAGUUUUUCUGUAGUUUUUUCUCUCUUGCUCGCCAUAUUAUGUACUGUAUAGGGAAAGAUAAGUCUCAAGGACUGCACAAUACUGACUGACAGAAUGAAAACAAGGGUUAAAAGCAAGCGGUGAAAUAUUAGAAUAGAGUACUACCAUCUAGUGGUCUAGCUGGCAAUGACUCAGUACUGCAUGUAUCGAAGAAAAUAUAAAAGCUUAUGGAGAAAACAGUGCACAUUUAUUGUGGAGAUACAAGAGAGUAAUUUCAUAAGGCCCAAAGAGAAACUGGAUUGGAAUAUUUAAAAAUAAUUUGGGCCUUGUAAAUCAUAGGAUUGGAAAAAAAUAAAUGGCUUGUAAAUUAGUGCCUUUUUUAUUGUCCAUUUGUGAAUAUAUUGACUUCACAUCUUUAGUUAAUGUUAUUAAAUGUACAAUGCUAUUAAAUGUACAAUAUGUGCAAUUUAUCAAUAAAUUGACAGCAAUGUGUGUACAUACAGUACCAGUAAAA